Cladophialophora immunda is the source of this 1305-nucleotide messenger RNA. RefSeq names its product RNA polymerase II subunit A domain phosphatase ssu72. The coding region runs from base 173 to 1168 and encodes 331 amino acids. Lineage: Eukaryota; Fungi; Ascomycota; Eurotiomycetes; Chaetothyriales; Herpotrichiellaceae. Gene Ontology annotation, biological process: termination of RNA polymerase II transcription. Gene Ontology annotation, cellular component: nucleus; mRNA cleavage and polyadenylation specificity factor complex. The transcript has 2 exons. Gene Ontology annotation, molecular function: RNA polymerase II CTD heptapeptide repeat phosphatase activity. The record is from RefSeq and is a predicted model, not a curated record.
GGGAAUUCUCUGCCCUGCACACUCUCCGAUCUGAAUGACCUGGGCGGUGACUUCGACAUACGACGUAGCCAGGACCUACAUACACAGCACCAGGCUUCAUCCAAGCUGUGCAUCAAGUAGUUAUACCAUGCUUGUUGUAGAGCAAUAACACAACUUCUAUCACUCCCGCAUCAUGUCUGCAGAUCCUCGACGUGCUCGCCUUCAGGCGCGCACACAGACACCGCAACCUGCUCAGUCAACACCACCUCCUCCACCCUCUUCCCCUCCAGCUCCUACUUCUACGGCGACUGCUCCGACAGGACAGAUUCAUUCACAAAUCACCUCUCCGACAGGCCUUGACGGCAGCAUCGACCCUUCCAUACCACCCGCCACAGCCACAGUAACGUCAACGGCCCUAGCUCCCGCUACAGCGCCAUCUCCUUCCCCUGCCACUUCUUCACAAGAUGAAAUUCCUUUUAAACUGAAAUUUUGCACGGUUUGUGCCUCCAACAACAACCGCUCGAUGGAAGCACAUCUACGUCUCUCUACCUCGACGCACCAAUACCCUGUCAUCUCCUUCGGGACUGGCAGCUACGUCCGCCUACCAGGCCCCUCCAUUUCACAACCCCAGGUCUACAAUUUCAACACCACCUCCUACACAAAGAUGUAUGAAGAGCUUAAUGCGCAAGAUCCGCGGCUUUAUCGAAAUAACGGGAUAUUAAACAUGCUUGAUCGGAAUAGGAAGAUUAAAUGGGGACCGGAACGGUUUCACGACUGGGUUGUGGGAGCAGCCAGAAUUGACGCCCUGAAUCGCGGUGACAAAGGCGCGGUGGGAACGGAGGGGGGCGUGGUGGAUGUGAUCUUCACCUGCGAGGAGCGAUGCUGGGACGCCGUGGUGGACAAUCUACUCGAUCGAGGAGCCCCUUUGAAUAGGCCGGUUCAUGUCUUCAACAUCGAUAUUAAGGAUAACCAUGAAGAAGCGCUGGUUGGUGGAGGAGCAAUCCUUGAACUGGCCGAUAGCUUGAACGAGGCUGCCAUCCAGGAGAGACAAAUAAGCGGCACCCAAGGAUGGGAGAAUGGGACCGGGGCGGCGAGGAUGAGCUUUGACGAAAAGGUUCCUGAGAUUCUUGCUAGGUGGCAGGAACGCUGGCCGAAUUUACCGGCAUUGUGGACUCUCUCGUGGUUCUAGAAAGACGAGAUGUCAGUCAGAUCACAGGAUGACAUAUUGACCCAGGGUGGUCCAUCGUGUUUGAUCACUUAGCGAGGCGCUGGAGGAUUUCCGGUCGUGAUAAAAUGCCAUGAAUUCAGAACGCAAUAACAUCUCUG